CCUUAAAAUUGUGAAUUUCCUUAUUCUUUCAGUUCUGCCAUUUCUCAAUUUAUUGGAAGCCACAUUAUAAAGUGAAAGUGAAAGUUGCUCAGUCGUGUCCGACUUUGUGACCCCAUGGACUGUAUAGUCCACGGAAUUCUCCAGGCCAGAAUACUGGAGUGGGUAGCCUUUCCCCUCUCCAGAGGAUCUUCCCAGCUGAGCCACAAGGUUCCUGUGGCAUCUGGAUCUACUAAAAUGGACCCCAUCUGUUUGGUGGAAAACCAGAAAAAUCAACUAUCAGUGAAUCCCGAAGCACUGAAGAUUCUGGACCAGAUAUCUCAGCCUCUGGUGGUGGUGGCCACUGUAGGGCUGUAUCGGACAGGAAAGUCCUACCUGAUGAACCGCCUGGCAGGACAAAGCCAUGGUUUUCAUCUGGGCUCCACAGUGAGGUCUGAAACCAAAGGCAUCUGGAUGUGGUGUAUGCCCCACCCCUCCAAGGAGAGCUGCACCCUGGUCCUUCUGGACACUGAGGGCCUGGGCAAUGUGGAGAAGGAGGACUCCAAAAAUGACCUGUGGAUAUUUGCCCUGGCUGUGCUCCUGAGCAGCACCUUUAUCUACAACGGCAUGAACAGCAUCAACAAUCAGGCCUUGCAGCAGCUGCACUAUGUGACUGAAUUAACAGAGCUGAUCAGAACCAAAUCAUCUCCCAGCUCUGACGAAGUAGAGGAUUCAGCCAAAUUUGUGAGUUUCUUUCCAGACUUUAUUUGGACUGUACGGGAUUUCACGCUGGAGCUGGAGUUAGACGGGAACCCCAUCACUGAAGAUGAGUACCUGGAGAAUGCCUUGAAGUUGAUUCCAGAUGAAGAUCCCAAAAUUCAAAGUUUCAACUUGCCCAGAGAGUGUAUCAGGAAGUUUUUUCCCAAACGGAAGUGUUUCAUCUUUGACCGUCCUGCAAGCAACAAAAACCAAUUACUCCAUCUUGAGGAAAUGCCAGAUAAUCAACUGGAUGAGAAUUUCCAGAAGCAAUCGAAAGAUUUCUGCUCAUAUAUCUAUACCCAUGCAAAGACCAAGACCUUAAAAGAAGGAAUCACUGUCACCGGGAAAAGGCUGGGGCCUCUGGUGGAGGCCUAUGUAAAUGCCAUCAACAGUGGAUCAGUUCCUUGUUUGGAGAAUGCAGUAAUAACUCUGGCCCAGCGUGAGAAUUCAGCAGCCGUGCAGAAGGCAGCUGACCACUACAGUGACCAGAUGGCCCAGCGACUGAGUCUCCCCACAGAGACGCUCCAGGAACUGCUGGAGGUGCACGCAGCCUGUGAGAAGGAAGCCAUUGCAGUCUUCAUGGAGCACUCUUUCAAGGAUGAAAAUCAGGGUUUCCAGAAGAAGCUUGUGAUCAUGAUCGAGAAAAAGAAAGACAAUUUCUUGUUGCAAAAUGAAGAAGCAUCUGACAGAUAUUGUCAGGCUGAGCUUAAAAAGCUUUCAGAGCCCUUAAAGAUGAGUAUUUCAGAGGGAACUUUCUUUGUCCCUGGAGGACACCAUUGCUACUUAGAAGCAAGGAACAAGCUUGAAGAGAACUAUAAACUCAUUCCCAGGAAAGGAGUUAAGGCAAACCAGGUCCUCCAGAGCUUCCUGCAGUCACAGGCAGGAGAAGAGGUAGCCAUCCUGCAGGCAGACCAGGCCCUCACUGAUGCAGACAAGGCCAUGGCAGAGGAACGUAACAAGAGACAAGCAGCAGAGAUGAAACAGGAUCUGCUAACACAGAAACUGAAUUAUGAGAAGCAAAAAAUGGAGGCCCAAGAGAGAAGCCACAAGGAACAUGUAGCCCAACUGAAAGAGAAGUUCAGUAUGGAAAGAGAAAACCUUAUCAGAGAGCAGGAAGCAGUGCUGGAGCACAAGCUGAAGAUGCAGCCAUCUAGUUGCAGGAAAACGAACUCGGGGCUCCCUCUCAUUCUGCUUUACAAUGCAAGAACAAAUGCUUACUGAAGGAUUUGAAAGGAAAGCCAGUGAAUUACAUAUUCAGAUACUUCAACUACAAAAGGAAAUAGAAAGAAUUAAAGAUGAUAAGUUCCUUGAAACUUUAAGGAUUCUGUCAGGAAUUAGCCUUACGUUGUUAGC
Dama dama (fallow deer) is the source of this 2088-nucleotide messenger RNA. RefSeq names its product guanylate-binding protein 4-like. NCBI's taxonomy places the organism in Eukaryota, Metazoa, Chordata, Mammalia, Artiodactyla, Cervidae. The coding region runs from base 115 to 1956 and encodes 613 amino acids. Gene Ontology annotation, molecular function: GTPase activity; GTP binding. Gene Ontology annotation, biological process: defense response to protozoan; defense response to Gram-positive bacterium. The record is from RefSeq and is a predicted model, not a curated record. The transcript is spliced from 12 exons.